Molecule: messenger RNA, 1062 nt
Organism: Triticum turgidum subsp. durum (durum wheat)
Lineage: Eukaryota; Viridiplantae; Streptophyta; Magnoliopsida; Poales; Poaceae
Source: the annotation of a GenBank genome assembly
AUGACAGUGUUAGAAUUAAGUGGUCUACCCAUUGAGAAGAUCCCAGAUGCUAUUGGAGAUCUUUUCAAUCUCCGCCAUUUGGGUCUACGUAAUUCAAAAGUGAAGAUGCUUCCAAUGUCUGUUGACAAGCUUUCAAAUUUGUUGACACUGGACCUUGCUAGAUCUGACAUACAUGAGGUGCCUAGUGGGAUUGUGAAAUUGAAGAAGCUUAGGAACUUAUUUGUUGAGAAAAAAAUUGAUCCAAAUUGGAGAGCAUUUAAGUGUUCCAGUGGUGUGCAUAUUGCCAGUGGGCUUGGAAAUCUGACAAACCUGCAGACCCUCCGAGCAUUGGAAGCACAUGACGGAUCUAUUAGACAUUUAGGUGAGCUGAGGCAACUAAGAAGCUUGAGGUUGUGGAAUGUGAAGGGAAUCUACUGUGGGCGCAUUAGGGACUCUCUAGUUCAAAUGCGGCAUUUGUCCAACCUUUCUGUGAGCGCCAGUGAUGAGAAUGAGGUUCUCUUGUUGAAUGUCCUGCCAAACCUGCGGAAGCUAGUUUUGAGAGGGCGACUGGCGGAAGGGGCGUUGAAUGAGUCUCUUCUCUUCCAACCUGUUGGGGGGCAGAACUUGUAUAGACUGUCUCUAUCUUGGUCACAACUGAGGGAAGACCCUUUGCCAUCGCUUUCUCGGCUGUCUAAUUUGACGCAAAUACAUUUCACCAGAGCAUACAAUGGAGAGCAUCUAGCAUUUCUCAUGGGGUGGUUUCCCAAGCUGAAGACUCUUCAGUUGAGAGACCUGCCUAAUCUGAAGCAGCUAGAUAUACAACAAGGUGCCAUGGCAAACCUGGAAAGAUUAUUCUUAAUCAACCUCAACAGCAUGAUGGAGGUCCCAUCUGGCAUUGAGUUCCUCAUGCCCCUCCAGCGUCUCGGCUUCCACGAAAUCACAAAUGAAGGAAUGAAGAGGCUUCGCUAUGGUGUUCAUUAUUGCAGAUCAAGGAAAAGGACAGAUCCGAUUGCGCAUAGUGUCUGGGACUCCUCUGCUUUCUUAAGGCGCCAUUUGCUGUUUGUUCCACCUCCACUACGGUGA